AUGCCAGAAUCAGAUCUACAUGGGGAAUGUGAAGGAUUCUAUCCAAUCAUAUCGAAGGUUCGUGAUCUACCCAAUCAGGCUAACGCUCCGCCGUGGAGUGUGCUUUCCCGAUUUGUCUCGGGCUCCGCCAUCCGUGUUUGCUUCCGGUUUCCGCCGAGGUCCAGCCCUGGCUAUUUGGUUCUAUGCUGUUUUUCGGUGAAAGGCACUGGGAGCCUGACGUUUGGCACUGAGCUGUGGUUUAAUGGUCCUCUCAUAUCUGAAAGAGUUAAGACAAUGGAUACAUCUGAGGGGUUGGUGUCAUUUGAGGAUGUGUCUGUGGACUUCACCUGGGAUGAAUGGCAGGACCUGGAUGACACUCAGAGGAAGCUCUACAGGGACGUGAUGCUGGAGACCUACAGCAGCCUGCUGUCCUUGAAUCAGUGUGAUCCCAAACCUGAGUUGAUCCUGAAGUUGGAGAAAGAAGCUGGGCCAUGGAAGGAAGGCGAUGCCACAGACCAGAGCCUCCCAGAUAUGCUGAAUGCGGACGACCGGAAUGAGGUCAGCCAAGGCAGACAGAAGAUACGCAGAUGCAACCUGGUAAUUGCCAAGAGCAGCGCAUCCACAGAGAGGGCUACAGCAGGAAAAGCACUGAAUAGCUCACAGUGUGUUUUCGAUCUGGCCGUAAAGAACGGCAUAGCUUCCAGAACAAGCCCUGGGGCACUUAAUAUGGGGGACAGUGUGCUUCUCCCUAGGGAGCCCAGAGAGAUGCAAGCUAGAGAGGAACUUGAGCUUCCUGAUAUAACCAGGGUGUGCCCCAGACUCCCUGAGCCUUUCAGUCUAUAUGCCAGUACUGAAUGUGAAGAACAGAAUUUUCAGUGCCGUGGGCCCAUUGACGCUUUCCACGUGAAUCCAGCGUGGUUACAAAGAACAUUCUCUAUGAGAGAUUCCUCCAGUAAGUUGAGGGACUACAGGAAAGAGUUAGAAAAGUUAGCUCUUCCUGCCAAAGGGGGAACUAGGGCACAGGUGCAAACUUCUGAAUGCAAAGUGUGUGGGAAGUUAUUCUGUAAAAAUUCUCAUCUCCUGCAGCAUUUAAAAAUGCACAGAGGAAAGAGAUGUUAUACAGGUAGUAAUUGCGAGCCCGUACUCAGUAUACACCCAAAACUCCCAAAGCAUCAGAGCGUGGGUGUGGGAGGAGAGCCUUACACAUGCAUUGAUGGGGAGGAAUACGUUCAUCCGAAGCCAGAAAGAAGUGUUCAGAAAAUCAUAGGUGAUGGGAGGAUUGUGUGUGGGAAGACCGUGUGCUCAAAAUUAAGUGGCACCGUUCAGCAGAACCCUCACAAGGAUGAGGAAUCCCAUGAGUACAGUAUACCUGGAAAAACAGUUAGUAAGUCAGACCUCCGUCAGCUGGAGACACCCCACAGAUACGAGAGAGUGUAUGAAUGUAAUGCAUGUGGCAAAGCGUUUAGUCAUAUAGCACAUGUCUACUCACACCCGGGAGCUCACUUGACUGAGAAGCCCUAUGAGUGUGAAGACUGUCAGCAGUCGAAGCUCGUGGUGAGCCAGCCAGCUCACACGCAGGAGAAACGCUAUGUGUGUAAUGUGUGUGGAAAAGCCUUUUACAAGCGAGCCCACCUACAUGCACAUCAGCGGACCCACACAGGUGAGAAGCCAUAUGACUGCAAAGAAUGUGGGAAAUCUUUCAGACUGAAGUCGUUUCUUGUUGUCCAUCAGAGGAUUCACACGGGUGAGAAACCCUUUGCGUGUGAUACGUGUGGGAAGAGCUUCAAGCAGAGGACGAGUCUCUACACACACAUACGAAUCCACACAGGCGAGAAGCCCUACGAGUGUAAAGAGUGUAGGAAGUCAUUCAUUCUCAAGUCCUACCUCACUGUGCAUCAGAGAACGCACUCGGGCGAGAAGCCCUAUGAGUGUGACGUAUGUGGGAAGUCCUUUAAGCAAAAUUCUCACCUUCAUGCACACAAGAGAACUCACACGAGUGAGAAACCCUAUGAGUGUAUCGUAUGUGGCAAAAGUUACAAGCAGAGCCCGAGCCUCUACACACAUAAGAAAAUCCAUACCAGUGAGAAACCCUAUGAGUGUAAACAGUGUACAAAGUCAUUUAGUUUGAAAUUCCACCUCACUAGGCAUCAGAGAACUCACUCCGGUGAAAAACACUAUCAUCAGCAGACUUCUCUGAACGUCUGUCGGGAGCGCAUGAAUAAUGUGUAUGAGAAACAUACCUUCACUCGUGCCAAUCAAGGCAGUUAUUCUGGAGGGAGGUGUGCCAGAGCCUUAAAAGAAGGUACCAGGGUGGUUAUGCCCCAGCGACCCUCUCCAGCCAAUUCAAAGUUUGAUAUAAACUUCGGCUCCAUUAACCUCUACCCAUCUACUGCCUUGUCCAGCACACUCCUGCAUAUGCUACAUACUGAGUUUGAGACCAGUCUGGGCCGUGUGAAAUAUCUCAGAAAUAAACAGACAAGGUUGACAGUGUUAGCUCUUAAGAACUUCAUUACUGGGCCAGGCUCUGAGAUUGAGAGCGGGACGGCUCCCGCGAACUUCCGGUCUAUUUCCGGUGUCGCCAUCUUGCUUCCGGUUUCCGAGGGGGUUGGACUGUGGCCUCAGUCCUGCGCCAGCCUGUCUGGACAGUCAGACACCUGCCUUCUGGGAGCGAGGAGAAUGAGCACUGUUGUGGUAAGUGUUGUGAGGUUGGUGUCAUUUGAGGAUGUGUCUGUGGACUUCACCUGGGAUGAAUGGCAGGACCUGGAUGACACUCAGAGGAAGCUCUACAGGGACGUGAUGCUGGAGACCUACAGCAGCCUGCUGUCCUUGAAUCAAUGUGACGCCAAACCUGAGUUGAUCCUGAAGUUGGAGCAAGGAGCUGAGCCAUGGAAGGAAGCCGAUGCCCCAGACCAGAGACUCCGAGGUCAUACUCUGCAGCCUGUGAAGAGCCUGAAGGAGACCAGAUGGGACAAUCGAAAGAGACAUUUGAGCCACCUGGUAAUCACUGGCAGCGCAUCAGCUGAGGAGAGGGGCAGAUUUGGGAAAAUAUUUAAUAUGAAUUCAAACCAUGUUUUGCACCUGGCUAUUAAGAAUAGAAGCUCUUCUAGAAUGAGAUCUGAGGUGCUUGAUACAUGGGAAAAUGUGUAUCUCCCUGGUGGGCCCAUUGAGUUGCAGGCUUCAAAGGAACUUGAUCAUCUUAAUUCAACUAAGAUUCCAUGCACACCUUCUGUGCCUCUUAGUCUGGAUCUCAGUGUUGAAAGUGGGCAACAGCAUGUCCAGUGUGCUCAACAUGAUGAACCCUUCGAUGUGAACACUAUGUGGACACAUACAAUGUUUUCUUUGGGAGACAGCUCGAGGAACACCUUUGAUCAAUUGACUCUGAGCGCCCAAGAGGGGACUCACAUAAGGCAAGAAACUUUUGAUUGUAACAUGUGUAAGAAGUCAUUCUCUGACAAGUGUAACCACACUCAACAUUUAAAACCACGCCUAAAAAAACAGUGGGGUAAGUGUACUGACAGUGAGCCAGCAUCCCGUACAAAAAAAGCAGGCCUUCAGCACACUGUGCAUGCAUGGGGAAAACCCCAUGGGUGUGACGACAACAACGAAAAAUGUGUGCAUCAGAUGCCGAAACUGAGGGCUAAUCAGAGUGUCUUCUCAAGUAAAGAGAGUAACUGUGUGAAAACAUUUUGCCCAGACUCAACUUUCAGUGCGCAGCAGAGACCACACACAGGUAAAAAGCCCCAUGAGUCCAAUACAUCUCUAAAAAUCAACAGCCAGCCUCGUAGGCAUCACAGAUGUGGGAGAACCUAUCAGUGUAAAGUCUGUGGGAAAGCCUUUAAACACACACAAAAUCUCUAUUUACACCACAGAACUCACACUGGGGAGAAGCCCUAUGAGUGUAAAGACUGUAAGAAACUAUUCAGUGUAAAGUCAAAUCUCAGUGUACAUCAGAAAACCCACACAGGGGAAAAACCCUAUGAGUGUAACAUAUGUGGAAAUGCCUUCAAAAGGAGGUGUGACCUGACUAUCCACCAGAGAGUCCACACAGGCGAGAAGCCCUACGAAUGUAAAGAGUGCAGGAAAACUUUCAGUAUAAAGUCAGGGCUCAUUGUCCAUCAGAGAAUUCACACCGGCGAGAAACCAUACGAGUGCAGUGUCUGUGGGAAACGUUUUAACCAAAAGUCAAAUCUCUCCACACAUGAGAAAAUUCACACAGGUGAGAAACCCUUUGAAUGCAAAGAAUGUAGCAAAUCAUUUAGUGUCAAGUCAUAUCUGACUAUACAUCAAAAAACUCACUUGGGUGAGAAGCCUCACUCAUGAAAUCUGGGAAAGCCUCAUGUGAGAAGACAAACAUCCACAGACAUCCUAGUGUGGACACAGGUCCCUGUGAACGCAGAGAAUGUAGAAAAAGUGUAAGCCAUUUAUCCUCUCCCCAUGUACCACAGAGAGGUGAGAAGUGAUACCUGUGCACACAGAGCUUGCAGAGACUGAGUCGUAAGUCAGAGCUCAUCAUCAGGUAGUGAUCUCUAAACCUUCCAGUAUGGAAUAUGUUCAGAAGACUAAUGCCAGAUGUCAGACUUUAGCUAUUGGAGAGACCCUGCAGGUGAGAGACACUCUGACUGUAAGGCCUGGAAGAGUCAGUCUUCAUUAAGAUUGGAGAAUCUGUGCCGAUAGAAACCCUGAGUGUAGCUGUGUGGAGAGCCCUUUAGUCAGAAGUCCCAUCUCUGAGAAUCUUGGGUUCCCACAGGUGAGAAGUUCUAUGAAUGUAAAGAAUGUAGCAAAGCAUGUCAUUUUCUCCAUGUGUGUCACAGAGGUUCUUGUCAGUGUAGUCUACAGAACGGUCACCUGCCACAUGCCAAACCUAGAUACACAUCAUAGACGUCUCACCACUUAGAGGCCUUAUGAGUGUAAGGACUAGAAAACAUUUCCAACAAAUCUUGUAGCAGGAUCCUCAAGUAGAAAAGCUCUGCAGAUGGAAAGGAGAGGAAGUCCCAAUAGCAGAUAAACACUGCACAUCACAUAGAGCUGAAGAGUGUACAGUGCAGUGUAUGUGGAGAAACUUUCCUAGAUGUCAGAUCUCAGCAGUUCUUAGGUGAGGAACCCUUCAGCAGUAAGGUGUCCUUUACUGCAUACCAAAGAUAUGCAUACCAGGCACAUGGGAUAAGCCAUAGCAAUUCAAUGUGUGUGCAAAAACUUGGUUCUGUGAGACAAAGACAUCUGCCCCCACUAGAGAACCACACAAACACAAAACCCUAUGAAUAUAAAAACAACCAAAAACGAACAAAACCCCUGUGAAUUUAAAGAAUGUAGAAAAUCUUUUAUAUCUCUGGGUUAUGUGCAAGAACUUAUAUAGGUAACUGCACACAUAUGUAAGUAUAACAGACAGCUGUGUGUGCAUCAGAAAACCCCCACUCCUGAGAAACCAGAGUGUGAUACACACACACACACAAGACUUUUACGCAAUGAAAACACUCUGGAGAGCUCGCGGACUGGAAGUAUCUGGAUGUAAGAAUGUAUAUGGACAACCAUUUUAUAGGAGGUUGACCUCCACAUCGGAGAAUUCACAAGAGAGGGAAUGCUGUUGACAUGAGAAAGCAUAUCUAGAAUGGUUAUAGAUUUGGAAAACUGUCAUUGUGAGAGGUGCUGUAUGCACAGCUCCCGUGUGCUAAGAUUUGCUUUUCUUUUACCCGGGGCCUGGCCUGGCAGCCUGUAUGUGUAGUAUUAUGGAGAGAACGUGUCCUGAGUUUUAUCGGAGUUUUAAUGUUUGUAAUGAAUCAGUCCUUUCUGGCCUCAAUCAACCCCAAAUGUUUGCAAUACAUUAUCCCUGAAUGUGUCCUCAUGGCCUGGAAGGUAGGUAAGUUUAUUUUUGAUAAGAGGGUAUAGCAGAUGACACUGUUCUAAGGGCAUGUCUUGUUGGAGAGGACGGAGGCUUUGUAUGUGUUUAUAAGCCUCUUGUUUGUAUGAGUGCUAGAACAUUCUACACGAGCUUUGUGCAGCAUAAUGCAAAAUCAUUGUAACCCAUUUUAAAAGCACUUCAGACAGAGAACCUUUCAUGUUAGAAGUUCACUCAGGAGAGGACCCUUCUUGUCACCUGUGUAUUUUCAAGCCAUUUUGUGGAUAAAAAGAACCAUGAAAUUCCAAUAAAUUCUAGAUGCCUUACCUGGCACCAGCAUUACA
Molecule: messenger RNA, 6156 nt
Organism: Grammomys surdaster
Lineage: Eukaryota; Metazoa; Chordata; Mammalia; Rodentia; Muridae
Product: zinc finger protein 33B-like
Exons: 15
Coding region: 1-4299 (1432 amino acids)
Biological process (GO): negative regulation of transcription by RNA polymerase II
Molecular function (GO): DNA-binding transcription repressor activity, RNA polymerase II-specific
Source: RefSeq, a predicted model, not a curated record